GGCCUGGCUUCUUUAAUUUUACUCACACCACAUCUCUAAUAAUCCCCUCUUAUUAUCUGAUAUUUUAAUUUUUUGUGAAUAGAAAAAAUAAAAUGGGAAGAGCACCCUGUUGCUCAAAGGUGGGCUUACACAGAGGAGCAUGGUCUGAUGAAGAAGAUAAACUCCUUACUCAAUACAUUCAAACCAAUGGUGAAGGUCAAUGGCGCUCCAUGCCUUCCAAAGCUGGACUAUUGAGAUGUGGGAAGAGUUGUAGGCUGAGAUGGAUGAAUUAUCUAAGGCCAGGUAUCAAGAGAGGAACCUUCACGGAAGACGAGAAUGAAACCAUAAUCCGGCUUCAUUCUGUCCAUGGCAACCGGUGGUCAUUUAUAGCCACCGAACUCCCAGGUCGAACUGACAAUGAGAUUAAAAACCACUGGAACUCGCACCUUAAACGCAGGGGCGAGAACCAGCUGUCCGCAGUUAAUGAUCCCACUUUAGAAAACAAAAAACCCAAGAGAAAGCGAAAACAACCAAAUCAUCAAAAGUCAACCACAAAGGUAAAAACCACAAAAAAACCUCUAGAAGAAAAUAAUAUGAAUGUUGUUUCAACAGAGUCACUAGGAUCGUUGACAUUGACUAAAAGCGAUAGUUUUGAUAACGGGGUGAUGAGUGGUGCAUCAUCGAGCUCCACAACAACUGAUCAAGAAGAAGCUGCGGGUGAUUUAUCAAUUGCAAUGGAUGAUUUCAGUUGGUCUUAUAAUUGGACCCAAUUGUUUGAUCAGAUUGAAGGUGCUCAGUCAAACGACAAUAUGUCAUUGGAAUUGGACGGCUUAGAUUUAUUCAUGCCCAAAGAUGAUGAAAGCGAAGAAAUGCUAGAGAAGUUGUAUUGUGAGUACUCGAACUUGCUUCAAGACGGAGAUAUAAUCGCCUAGCUAGCUAGUCAUCAUGAAAAAUAUACGUUUAAUUCUAUCAUCAUGUGUUAUUAUUAUCUAACUUUUGUAAGUGAAGUACUUGCCCAAUGAUAUAUAUAGAUAUUGUGUGUCA
Molecule: messenger RNA, 1023 nt
Organism: Erigeron canadensis
Lineage: Eukaryota; Viridiplantae; Streptophyta; Magnoliopsida; Asterales; Asteraceae
Product: transcription factor MYB8-like
Exons: 2
Coding region: 93-911 (272 amino acids)
Source: RefSeq, a predicted model, not a curated record